This is a messenger RNA of Strongylus vulgaris, 410 nucleotides long. The record is from the annotation of a GenBank genome assembly. NCBI's taxonomy places the organism in Eukaryota, Metazoa, Nematoda, Chromadorea, Rhabditida, Strongylidae.
AUGAAUCAUGUCCCAUCGCUGUUGUCCCAACCUGAGAAAUCCAUCGUAAGACGUGUCACACGGCUGGUGAAGACGGUCGUCCGCCCAGAUGAAGUUACCGCCGCGGAUUUGAAAAAGCCAUCCAAAUGGACUGAGAGCUACAAAAGUUUGCUCACUAUCAAAAAGGCUUUGGAUAACCGAGCCAAACAACCAGGAGCUAGGGUCUACGAUUUUCGUAUGUUUGAUCUGGUUUUGGGAAACUCAAAGCCAACACGUUCAAAAGACGAGAAAGAAGGCUCAGUUAGCAGCAAUCCUUUCUUACAGAGUAUAAUACCUCCACUAGUAGAGCAAGCCUACAGUCUCAUUCAAAGCUUCGAAGGCAAAUCAAAAGAAGUGGGCGAUUCGUCUAACAUCAAAUUUCUGAGGUAAAA